Brassica oleracea var. oleracea is the source of this 2310-nucleotide messenger RNA. RefSeq names its product QWRF motif-containing protein 2-like. NCBI's taxonomy places the organism in Eukaryota, Viridiplantae, Streptophyta, Magnoliopsida, Brassicales, Brassicaceae. The record is from RefSeq and is a predicted model, not a curated record. Gene Ontology annotation, cellular component: nuclear microtubule; centrosome; cytoplasm. The transcript has 6 exons. Gene Ontology annotation, biological process: spindle assembly; centrosome cycle. Bases 237 to 1940 code for a protein of 567 amino acids. Gene Ontology annotation, molecular function: microtubule binding.
UACCCCAAAUCCACAAACCCCACUUGCAAUUUCUCCCCCAUCUCCCAUCACUCACUCUCUCUUUCGUCUUCCUCGCCUGCGAAGCAACAAGAAACUGCAAAAAUUCCUUCUUAAUUCCCAGAAUUUUCAAAAAACAAUCUCUGAAAGUUUCGGUUUUGAUGAGUUCGGCUGAGAAAAGGAGACAAAUCUCUUGAGUGCAAUGUGAGGAUCAACGAAUAAGAAGAAGAAGAGCUAUAAUGGUAGCUGGAGUAAUCUCCGGCACUGAACCAAGAAACCCACCUCGAGAUCGACCCAACAAUGUCGGAAGCGGACAAAGAAGACCAACAAGAGGCAAACAGGUCCCCUCUCGUUACUUAUCUCCUUCCCCUUCUCACUCCCUCUCCUCCUCCUCCACCACCACCACCACAACAACCUCAUCCUCUUCCUCCUCCGCCAUUCUCAAGACAACUAAACGACACCCAUCUCCCUUGCUCCCUCGCCCUACAAACUCCGCUUCUAAUCCCAUCAAAACGCCGUCGUUAUUACCUAAACGCUCGCAAUCGGUGGACCGUCGCCGACCCUCGGCGGCUCCGGCCGAAGUGUCGGCGGCGACGAAGAUGCUCAUUACUUCCACUCGGAGCUUGUCUGUUUCUUUCCAAGGCGAAGCCUUUUCGCUUCCCGUUAGCAAAAAGAAGGAAGCUUCUCCGCCGGUUUCUCACCGGAGAUCGACGCCGGCGAGAGAUCAGAGGGAGAACUCGAAGCCGGUGGAUCAGCAUCGCUGGCCCGGAGCUUCCCGGAGAGGAAAGUCCGAACCUUUGGGGCCGAAUCCGCUCUCGAGGUCGCGCAGUUCUGUGAUUGGUGUUAGUCCUCCUAGGGUUUCUAUUAAUGGAAGGUUGAGUUUAGAUGUGGAAAGUGGAAGAAGAAGAAGACCAAACAAUGGUUUAUUAACCUCUAGUGACGUCACUGCUUCUGAUACUGAUAGUGUUUCUUCUGGUAGCACUAAUGGAGAAGUCAUCAAGUCAAGGAGCUUGUCUCGUAACGUUAUGGCUUCUCCUAGCUUCUGGCAAGAGACUAAUACCCGGUUAAGACGGUUGCAGGAUCCUGGUUCGCCUAGUGUAUCAUCUCCUCGUGGUAUGGCUUCUUCUCCUGUAAGAGGUGGUGCUGCUGCUAUUCGCUCUGCUUCACCGAGUAAGCUUUGGGCUACUACUACUGCUACUUCUCCAGCUAGGGCUCUUUCGAGUCCUUGUCGAGUGUCUGAUCAGAUGAAUGGUUAUAAUAACCGCAAGGACACGCCUUCGAUUCUUAGUUUCUCUGCUGAUAUUAGGAGAGGGAAGAUUGGGGGAGAUCGUGUUGUGGAUGCACAUUUGCUGAGGCUUCUGUAUAACCGUUACUUGCAGUGGAGGUUUGUUAAUGCGAGAGCAGACUCUGCUUUAAUGGUGCAAAGAUUGAACGCAGAGAAAAACCUGUGGAAUGCAUGGGUAUCAAUCUCGGAACUGCGCCACAGCGUUACAUUAAAGAGAAUCAAGUUACUUUUGCUAAAGCAGAAACUGAAACUGGCUUCUAUUCUGAGGGGACAGAUGGGAUAUCUGGAAGAGUGGUCUCUUCUGGACAGAGAUCAUUCAAGUUCUUUGUCUGGAGCAACCCAAGCAUUGAAAGCCAGCACGCUUCGUCUACCUAUUGUUGGAAAAACGGUGGUUGAUAUCAAAGACCUUAAGCAUGCAGUUAGUUCAGCUGUUGAUGUAAUGCAAGCUAUGUCAUCUCCCAUAUUCUCGCUUACUUUGAAGGUUGAUGAAAUGAAUUCUGUAAUGGUGGAAACGGUGAAUGUAACUGCAAAGGAAAAGGUUUUGCUUGAAAGAUGUCAAGGUUUCUUAUCAAGAGUAGCAGCAAUGCAGGUUACAGACUGUAGCGUGAAGACGCACAUAAUACAACUAAGACCAAUCACAAGCAGCUUGACUUCAUGACUCUAGAAAAACUGAUCUUCCUCAAGAGAAUAUAUUUGUUCUUUUUGACUACAACAACAACAAUUCUCACCAAGAACAAAUUUGCUAACACGGGGCCUUUUUCUUCCUCGAAUCUCGACCUUAUCGUUUUCAAACCAAGAUUAAGGAUGAGGUUCGCGGGUUUAUUGCCGCCAUCUCUGUCUCUCUCUUGCUUCUCGUAGUUUUACGUUUGUUUUUUAUGUAAGUUUGCAGGUAAUUCCUCUAAAGUAAGCUUAGUUUUGUAUACAAAAGUUCUCUUCUUGUGUACAUAUAACAGAUGUAGUAAUGUGAUGAAUCACUGAUUUUGCCUUUCCUUUUCUUUUUUGUUAUAGACUUGUUGCCGUUUUUAUAA